AUGCGCCGUGGGAAGCUUGGAGGAUCGGCGUUUGCAGGUCUGGAGAUGAUGUGCAGCAACGGAGGGAUCGAGCUCGCGCUGACAUCCAUCACAUUCCGUCGGACACUGGCAGAUCGGCAUGCCAUGGAGAUAGCAGUCGAGCAUCUGAGCAUACUACGCCGCGGCGCGUCUGAGAAGAUUCGCAAACAUCGCGCUGCAUAUGCCAUGACUACUCCUCCUCGAGCGUUCAUCCCUCUUGCCAUCUCGACGGACGGUACCCUGCAUCCUGACACCCUCCGCUUCAUCUGGUAUCUCGCGGACAUCAUUGCUCAGCGCUCAAUGCCUCUUGAGGAUGCGGCGUUUGGUCGGCACUUCGUGCCUGAUGACGGACCUGCUGCUGAGGUCUUGGCUCGCAAACGCGCCGCCACCUAUCAGCGCCUCACCAUGCAGCUGACGCUGGAAGCGCUCUUGUCUGGUGCCAGGCGCAUGACGCCCUUGCGGGCGCAAGCACUCCUCGAGCCAGAGGACAGCUCCUCCUCGGACUUUGUCGAGUCGCCCGAGGAGUCUUCGCCGGAGGUCUCCGACUCCGAUGGGGGACACCCUUCGGCGCACAGCGAGAAGCUGCACAAUCACAAACAAAACACAAGCCCGAAAACAACCCCCUCCCAUCCUCAUGGCCGCAAGAUGAAGGGCGAUAUCCACAUCCCUGGAAUCCGCGAUCGAGGGUCCGAGCAGUACGAGGGCUUGAUGGUCCACCCUGUAAACCCGCGCUCGAUGCCUCUUGAGGAUGCGGCGUUUGGUCGGCACUUCGUGCCUGAUGACGGACCUGCUGCUGAGUGGAUUUACGAGUCAGCGGUAGCCGAGACCAACACCACCCGUGACGGCGGCGACGCUGCAUCAAUGCCCAAGGACCCGGCGGGGCUGUGCGGCAUCGGAGGCAGGCGAGCUCGGACCAGCCGCAGCAAGCACCCUAGCCUGGGUGUUGGUGCCAGGAGGGAAUGCCAAUCGGCGGACGUAGCUGCAACAGCAUCCUCCAUGUCGCAGACCUUUUCCCCUCUGUUCGAGCCAGUUGGGCCACUCGAGGAUGCCGUUGCAGCUGCCUCCGCUAUGAAGAAGUACAUAUUGGCUGAUUUGAAGCUUGAGAUUCAACCCCGCGAGUCGAGUUACUCAGUGCGCAGAAGGUAA
This is a messenger RNA of Guillardia theta CCMP2712, 1164 nucleotides long. RefSeq lists its product as hypothetical. Bases 1 to 1164 code for a protein of 387 amino acids. Lineage: Eukaryota; Cryptophyceae; Pyrenomonadales; Geminigeraceae. The transcript is spliced from 6 exons. The record is from RefSeq and is a predicted model, not a curated record.